This is a messenger RNA of Oncorhynchus masou masou (cherry salmon), 1953 nucleotides long. RefSeq names its product putative ferric-chelate reductase 1. The record is from RefSeq and is a predicted model, not a curated record. The coding region runs from base 96 to 1820 and encodes 574 amino acids. The transcript is spliced from 15 exons. Gene Ontology annotation, cellular component: membrane. Lineage: Eukaryota; Metazoa; Chordata; Actinopteri; Salmoniformes; Salmonidae.
AAAUUCUGCCCCUCACCCAAACUUCACAAUUUGCCGGCAUCGGUGGGUUAUGAUCUCCAUCAGUAGGCAGUUUUCGUUUUAAUAAUUUAAUCUAAAUGGAACGAUGCAUAUUUAUUAUUGUGUUAUUGGUGUGUUGUCUGCGUGCGGUACGGUGCUACAGCUCCGGCAAGGUAACUGGGGCGUGUGACAAUAUGACACCGCAACACACAAAAGGCGCGCAGCAAAGCCCCGCUCCAUUCUCUGUCACCACUGACCGGUUCAGCUUCAAGGAGGGCGAUGAAAUCAUAGUCAGGCUCCUGGCAGCUUCCACUCCAUUCAUUGGGUUUAUGUUACAAGCCAGAGAGAUUGGAGGAAGCGGUCCUCUGGGAUCCUUCACUGUAACAAGUGGAGAGGCCCAGCUACUCACCUGCAACGGACUACCUAAUUCUGCAGUUUCUCACACAUCAGAUUCACCUAAAUCCUCCAUCCAGGGAAUAUGGAGGGCCCACAUAUCAGGCAACCUCAACUCCAUCCAAUUCAGUGCAUCCUUUGUAAAAGAUUACUCCACCUUCUGGGUUGGAGUGAGAAGUUCUCCAGUCACAUACAACAUCACUGCUGCACCCCCAACUAACAGCACAUCCAUAUCCAUCACCUCUACCUCCUCCUUCGCCUCAUCCUCAAAAUUGUCCAACUCCAGCACUGGAUGUGGCAGCACUAAGGUCUGUUUCAGCCAACCUCUGAACUGUGACCCUGGGGUCAGCCCAGACUGUUACUUCCUGUCUGCUAUGACUUCUCCCGGUGACACAGCCGUCCAGUUGGAGAUGACUGGCCCUUCAGAUGGCUACAUCGCCAUCGGCUUCUCAGAUGACCAGAGGAUGGGAAAUGAUGACAUCUAUAUUUGUGGACGGGACAGUGGCGGGCUCAUCCAAUUGCAACACGCCUUUUCAACAGGAAGGAAGAUACCGGACAUACUUCCUCUGGGAAAUGUUUCUGAUGUUAAAUCCUCAGUGAAUAAUAGUAUCAUUAGCUGUUCCUUCACGACGAGGAACCCCAUUUCAACUCAGCGAUCCGCAGGGUCCAGUUCCCUCUACUAUCUCAUGAUCGUUCACGGACCCUCCAGUAGUGGGACAAUCGGCGUUCAUACUGGCACCUUCAUCAGUGACACCAAAGUGGACAUUUCAAGUCCUCAAGUUGUUACAAGUGAAAAAGAGCCACCUAUUAUUAAAGCACAUGGUUCCCUGAUGUUGAUAGCGUGGAUGACCACGGGUAGUUUGGGAAUGAUCAUAGCCAGGUAUCUGAAAGGUGUGGCCAAGGGGAAACAUUAUUUUGGGAAAGAUGUUUGGUUUCUGGCGCACGUUUCUCUUAUGACACUCACUGUUGCCGCCACCAUCAUCGCCUUCAUUUUGGCCUUCUCAGAAGUUGGAGGCUGGAGUGGGGGAGCCCAUCCUGUGUUGGGCUGCAUCGUUAUGAUCCUGGCCUUCUUCCAGCCUAUCGCUGCCAUGUUCCGAUGUGGACCUCAUCAUCACUGGCGAUUCCUCUUCAAUUGGUCGCAUGCUUUGAAUGCAGUGGCAAUAAAAGUUUUAGCUGUGGCAGCCAUCUUCACUGGGCUGUCGUAUUUUAGCACCUCUGAGGAUAGUUGGCUUCUGAAGGUGAUGGGUGGGUUUGUUGGAUGGGAGGCAACGCUGUACAUCCUGCUAGAACUCCACAUGCGCUGGAAGCUCAAUGAUCAUGCAGAGAGUGCUUCUGAAUCGACAAGAAUGGAGUUGUUACUGCUGGUCUUGUUUUUCCUUGGAAAUAUAGCCUUUUUGGUGGCACUACUUGUUGGAAUUGGCUCGUCGUGAAGAUCUGCUGAGCAAUGGACUGAGAUCGGAAUGUUGUGAUACAGUAUAUCUAUAAAAUAGCUCACUGUACAGUAUAUUUUAAGUCGUUUUGUAUUUGUUUGUUGUCAAAUGUAUUAAAGUAUCUGUCCAUUGA